AUGGGUCACUGCCAUAUCUUGACGAUACAAGAUAACUUCUCCAAGCACUGCACCGCUGUACCCCUUAAGGAUAUCAAGGCUCACACUAUCGCUCAUGCACUAGCAACCAAGUAUGUAGCCCUGUACGGAUGCCCCAAGAUAAUCCUCUCAGAUAAAGGGACCAGCUUCCUCAGCAAAUUGUUCAAUCAACUGGGAAAGGUCCUGAGAUUCCACCAUAUAACGACAUCUGGAUAUAGACCUCAGUCUAAUGGAGCCCUUGAGAGAAGUCAUCACGUACUAGCCAAAUAUCUGAAGACCUAUAUCGACGAAUUCACCGACUGGGAUGAGCUACUCCCCUUCGCCAUGCUAUCCUGCAUGACUGAGCACAUAAAGAAAUGGAAAACAAAUGGCUGGCUAAAUGCUAAGUCCAAGCCCAUUGUCAAUCAAACACUCCUGAAACAGCUCGCCGAACUCACCCAGAAAAUCGACGUCCAAUUCAAAUAUACCCCAGGACACCAGGGAAUAUACGAGAACGAAAAAGCGGAUGAACUAGCAAAAAUAGGAUCAGAAAUAAUACCCACCUAA
This is a messenger RNA of Diachasma alloeum, 564 nucleotides long. RefSeq names its product ribonuclease H-like. Gene Ontology annotation, molecular function: RNA-DNA hybrid ribonuclease activity; nucleic acid binding. Lineage: Eukaryota; Metazoa; Arthropoda; Insecta; Hymenoptera; Braconidae. The transcript has 2 exons. Gene Ontology annotation, biological process: DNA integration. The record is from RefSeq and is a predicted model, not a curated record. Bases 1 to 564 code for a protein of 187 amino acids.